AUGGCACAGGCAAUGCUGGUACCACCAGGAUCUGACUGCUUCUUCUAUUUCACCAAAGAGUCUCUUGCAGCUAUUGAAAAACGUAUUGCUGAUGAAAAGUCUAAUCGUGAUAAAGAUGAGCACAAAGAUGAUGGUGGUCAUGAAGAAGUUCAGCCCACGCCAAAUAAUGACUUGGAGGCAGGAAAGACGCUGCCAUUUAUUUAUGGUGAUAUUCCUCCAGAAAUGGUAUCUGAGCCCCUGGAGGACUUGGAUCCAUAUUAUAUCAAUAAAAAAACAUUUAUAGUAUUGAAUAAAGGGAAGACAAUCUUCAGGUUCAGUGCCACAUCUGCCUUGUACCUUUUAUCUCCUUUCAAUGUUAUUAGAAGAGUAGCUAUUAAGAUUUUAGUUCAUUCGUUGUUCAGCAUGCUCAUUAUGCUCACGAUUUUGACAAACUGUGUAUUCAUGACAUGGAGAAAACUUCCAGAAUGGACAAAGAAUGUAGAGUACACUUUCACUGGAAUUUAUACUUUUGAAUUUCUGGUAAAAAUCCUUGCGAGAGGUUUCUGUAUAGAUGAUUUUACUUGCCUUCGUGACCCUUGGAACUGGCUUGAUUUUGUUGUCAUUUCCUUUGCGUAUAUAACAGAAUUUGUAAACCUAGGCAAUGUUUCAGCUCUUCGAACUUUCAGAGUAUUGAGAGCUUUGAAAACUAUUUCUGUAAUCCCAGGCUUGAAGACUAUUGUGGGAGCCUUAAUUCAGUCUGUGAAGAAGCUCUCAGACGUAAUGAUUUUGACUGUUUUUUGCCUGAGUGUGUUUGCACUAAUUGGUCUGCAGCUGUUCAUGGGCAACUUGAAGAAUAAAUGUUUGUUAUGGCCAUCAAGAAAUUCAACCUCUUUUGAAAAAUACUUAACUCCAUACUUUAAUGAUACAGUGUUUGACUGGGCAGCGUACAUUGAGGAUGAAAGUAAGAAUUACUGUCGUCAUUUUUAUCGUCUAGAAGGACAAAAGGAUUAUCUGCUUUGUGGCAAUAGCUCAGAUGCAGGUAAAUGUCCAGAAGAGUUUAUCUGUGUGAAAGCAGGUAAAAACCCCAACUAUGGUUAUACUAGCUUUGACACAUUCAGUUGGGCUUUCUUGUCCCUGUUUCGACUUAUGACACAGGACUACUGGGAAAAUCUUUAUCAGCUGACGUUACGAGCUGUUGGCAAAACAUACAUGAUAUUUUUCGUUCUGGUUAUUUUUCUGGGUUCCUUUUAUUUGAUUAACUUGAUUUUGGCUGUGGUUGCCAUGGCCUAUGAAGAACAAAAUCAAGCAACUAUGGUUGAAGCAGAACAGAGGGAGGCAGACUUGCAGCAGAUGCUUGAACAGCUAAAGAGGCAGCAAGAGGAAGCUGAGGCAAUAGUGGCAGCUGCAGCAGAGAUGACAGAGUUUGGUGGUGAAAGUGGACCUUCAGACAGUUCUUCUGAAGCAUCCAAGCUUAGCUCAAAAAGUGCCAAAGAAAGGAGAAAUAGACGGAAGAAAAGAAGGCAGAGGGAGCAUUCUGGAGAAGAGGAUAACAUGAAAGAUACAAAGCUUUCAAAAUCCGAGUCAGAUGGCAGUAUGAGAAGGAAAGGUUUCAGAUUUUCUUUUGAUGGCAAUAAACUUGCUUAUGGGACCCGGCUCACAUCACCCCACCAGUCUUUACUAAGCAUUCGUGGCUCCCUGUUUUCCCCCAGACGUAGUAGCAGAACAAGUCUUUUCAGUUUUAGAGAUCAUGGAAAAGAGAUAGGAUCUGAAAAUGACUUUGCUGAUGAUGAACACAGCACAUUUGACGAUAACGGAAGCAGAAGAGGUUCUCUUUUUGUACCACUGAGACACAGUGAACGACGUGGUAGUAAUAUUAGUCAAGCCAGCAGAUCGUCAAGAAAGCUGACAAUGUUUCCAGUGAAUGGGAAGAUGCAUAGCACUGUGGAUUGCAAUGGAGUGGUUUCUUUAGUGGAUAGACCUUCAUGUCUCCUGUCGCCUACAGGGCAGCUUCUGCCAGAGGUGACAAUAGACAAACCAACAACUGAUGACAAUAGUACUACUACAGAAAUGGAAAUAAAAAAGAGGCGUUCAAGCUCAUAUCAAAUACCAAUGGAUUUGCUGGAGGAUCCCAAUCUAAGACAAAGAGCCAUGAGUAUAGCUGGCAUCAUCACAAGUACAAUGGAAGAACUCGAAGAAUCCAGACAAAAAUGUCCACCCUGCUGGUAUAAGUUUGCCCACACAUACUUAAUUUGGAAUUGUUGUGAGUUUUGGUUAAAAGUGAAGAGUGUAAUUUCAUUUAUUGUAAUGGACCCAAUUGUUGAUCUGGCUAUCACUAUUUGCAUAAUUUUAAACACACUGUUUAUGGCCUUGGAGCAUUAUCCAAUGACGGAGACUUUUAACAAUACACUUAAAGUAGGAAAUCAGGUUUUUACUGGAAUUUUUGCAGCAGAAAUGGUUCUCAAGAUAAUUGCCAUGGAUCCUUUUUAUUAUUUCCAAGUUGGCUGGAAUAUUUUUGAUAGCUUUAUAGUUACCCUCAGUUUGGUGGAGCUUUUUCUGGCAAAUGUGGAUGGAUUAUCUGUUCUACGAUCGUUCAGAUUGCUUCGAGUUUUCAAGUUGGCAAAAUCUUGGCCAACUCUAAAUAUGCUGAUUAAGAUUAUUGGCAACUCAGUGGGGGCUUUGGGCAAUUUGACCCUGGUAUUGGCCAUCGUUGUGUUCAUUUUUGCUGUGGUUGGGAUGCAGCUGUUUGGGAAAUACUACAAGGAAUGUGUCUGCAAGAUCUCUAGCGACUGCGAACUUCCACGCUGGCACAUGCAUGACUUUUUCCACUCUUUCUUGAUUGUAUUCCGAGUGCUGUGUGGAGAAUGGAUAGAAACAAUGUGGGACUGCAUGGAGGUUGCAGGGCAGCCUAUGUGCCUUACUGUCUUCAUGAUGGUCAUGGUGAUUGGAAACCUAGUGGUAUUGAACCUUUUUCUGGCCUUGCUGCUGAGUUCAUUUAGUUCAGACAGCCUUUCUCCUACCGAGGAUGAUAAUGAAAUGAAUAAUUUACAGAUAGCUGUUUCAAGAAUUCAGAAGGGAAUAGAUUUUGUGAAGGAAAAAGUAGGUGAAUAUAUUCAAAAAUCUUGCUGGAAGAAACAAGUGGCUGCAAAUGAAAGAACAGCAACAGAUCAGUUGAAUGAUGAAAGACACCAUUGCAUUUCCAACUGUACCGUUGCUGAAAUAAAGAUAGAUACAACUUACCACAAAAAUGAGAAUGGAACAGCUGGUGUUGUAGGGAACAGUGACUAUCCAUUGUUCAUAAACAACCCAAGCCUUACUGUUACAGUACCGAUAGCUGUUGGAGAAUCUGACUUUGAACAUAUAAAUACGGAAGAGUUUAGUAGCGACUCAGAUUUGGAGGAAAGCAAGGAGAAGAUAAAUCUUUCCAGCUCAUCUGAAGGAAGUACAGUUAAUUUGGCUCUCUUUGAAGAAAAAGCUGAGACUGAACCAGAAAAAGCAGCAGAGCUACAGACAUGUUUUACAGAAGGUUGUAUACAGAAGUUUAAAUGCUGUAGAUGCAAUAUGGAAAGCAGAAGAGGAAUAAUCUGGUGGAACCUUAGAAAAACUUGCUACAGGAUAGUAGAACACAACUGGUUUGAAACAUUCAUUGUCUUCAUGAUUCUUCUCAGCAGUGGUACUCUGGCUUUUGAAGAUAUAUAUAUUGAACAGCGCAAGACUAUCAAGGUCAUACUGGACUAUGCUGAUAAAAUCUUCACUUAUAUCUUUAUUCUGGAAAUGGUGCUAAAAUGGGUGGCUUAUGGUUUUCAAACUUACUUCACUAAUGCCUGGUGCUGGCUGGACUUCCUGAUUGUUGAUGUCUCCUUAGUUAGCUUAGUAGCUAAUGCUCUCGGUUUCUCAGAACUUGGUGCAAUUAAAUCUCUCCGAACAUUAAGGGCUUUGAGACCUCUAAGAGCUUUGUCACGCUUCGAAGGAAUGAGGGUGGUUGUGAAUGCUCUUACUGGAGCAAUCCCAUCCAUAAUGAAUGUGCUUCUGGUUUGUCUUACAUUCUGGCUAAUUUUCAGCAUCAUGGGAGUAAAUCUGUUUGCUGGCAAGUUCUUUUACUGUGUUAACACCACAACUGGACUUCAGUUCAAACCAGAUGAAGUUGAUAACAAAACUAUGUGUGAAAAUCGUAGGAGCACUGCAUCAGAUGUUCAAUGGAAAAAUGUGAAAGUAAACUUCGAUAAUGUUGGAGCUGGUUAUCUUUCUCUGCUUCAAGUAGCAACAUUUAAAGGAUGGAUGGAAAUCAUGUAUGCUGCUGUUGACUCUAGGGAUGUAGGGAAACAGCCCAUGUACGAGGAUAACCUAUACAUGUAUCUUUACUUUGUUGCCUUUAUCGUCUUUGGAUCCUUCUUCACCCUAAACUUGUUCAUUGGUGUCAUCAUAGAUAACUUUAACCAACAAAAAAAGAAGCUAGGAGGUCAGGACAUUUUUAUGACAGAAGAACAAAAGAAAUACUACAAUGCAAUGAAGAAAUUAGGUUCCAAGAAACCACAAAAACCUAUACCUAGGCCAGCGAAUAAAUUGCAAGGUUUGGUGUUUGAUAUUGUAACAAAACAAGCAUUUGACAUCGGCAUUAUGGUCCUCAUCUGUCUUAACAUGGUCACCAUGAUGAUAGAAACAGAUGACCAGAGUGAACUUAUGCAAAAUAUUUUAUACUGGAUUAACUUUGUUUUUGUUGUCCUUUUCACUGGAGAAUGUGUCUUAAAACUCUUCUCGCUCCGUUACUAUUACUUCACUGUUGGCUGGAAUAUCUUUGAUUUUGUGGUUGUUAUCCUUUCAAUAGUAGGUAUGUUUUUAGCUAAGGUGAUUGAAAAGUAUUUUGUGUCCCCUACUUUGUUCCGAGUCAUCCGACUUGCCAGAAUAGGUCGCAUCCUGCGUCUCAUUAAAGGCGCAAAGGGAAUCCGCACUCUGCUUUUUGCUCUGAUGAUGUCUCUUCCUGCUUUGUUCAACAUUGGCCUGCUGCUCUUCUUGGUCAUGUUUAUCUAUGCCAUAUUUGGCAUGUCCAACUUUGCCUACGUUAAGAGGGAAGCUGGAAUUGAUGACAUGUUCAACUUUGAAACAUUUGGCAACAGCAUGAUCUGCCUAUUUCAAAUUACCACAUCUGCUGGCUGGGAUGGCUUGUUAGCCCCAAUUCUUAACAGUGGGGAGCCGGACUGUGAUCCUAACAAAGUUCACCCGGGGAGCUCUGUUAAAGGUGACUGUGGCAACCCUUCGGUUGGGAUUUUCUUCUUUGUCAGCUACAUCAUCAUAUCCUUUCUGGUGGUGGUGAACAUGUACAUUGCUGUCAUUCUGGAGAAUUUUGGUGUUGCAACUGAAGAAAGUGCUGAGCCCUUGGGUGAGGAUGACUUUGAGAUGUUCUAUGAGGUUUGGGAAAAAUACGAUCCAGAUGCAACACAGUUCAUAGAAUACAGCAAACUAUCAGAGUUUGCAGCUUCUCUGGAUCCUCCUCUUAAUAUACCAAAACCAAACAAGAUCCAGCUGAUUGCAAUGGAUCUGCCCAUGGUAAGCGGUGACAGAAUUCACUGCCUCGACAUCCUGUUUGCUUUCACAAAGCGUGUGUUAGGGGACAGUGAUGAGAUGGAUGCCCUCAGAGUACAGAUGGAAGACCGAUUUAUGGCAGCCAAUCCUUCCAAAGUCUCCUAUGAACCAAUCACAACCACAUUAAAACGGAAACAGGAAGAAGUGUCUGCUACCAUUAUUCAGCGUGCCUAUAGAUGUUAUCUUUUAAGACGAUCAAUAAAGAAACUCUCAUAUAUGUACCGCAAAGAUGGGGUUGAUAUACUUAGCAAAAAUUAUAUGCUUUUUGGUAAGCUAAGUGAAAAUUCAACUUCAGAAAAAACAGAUAUGACUGCAUCCACCACAUAUCCACCUUCCUAUGACAGCGUAACAAAACAAGAAAAGGAAAAAUAUGAAGAUGACAAAUCAGAAAAAGAAGACAAAGGGAAAGACAGAAAAGGAAAUAAAAAGUGGAAGAAGACAUAAAGAAGUGGGCAGUGGUGGCUGUUUAAAGCCUCAGAAGAUGAAAUUUUUUUAUCAAUAACACUUCUGUUGGAGGAUUAUGCCAAAAUGACAAGUUUUUACUUAUUUACCGAGUGCUAUUGUCAGUGCCUGUACUGAGAUAAUGACAUGUGGUAGCAAACCCUGUAUGUAGCAGGGAAACAAGCAUUCCAGAAGAAUAGUUUUUAUUACCAGCUGGCACUAAUAGAGAGGAGACAUAAACUUUUUACUUGGACUAUAUGGACUCUUAAUGGAGGGCAAAAUUAUCAGUUCUAGUAAGUUUGUGGAAUACGUGUAUCCACUGUAUGCAUUUCAUCUACUAUGUAUGUGUAUCUUUUCCUUUGGUGGUCUCAUUUGCUGUAAUUCACAUUCUAUUAUUUGUAAUUGUACUCUGUUGAGGAAGAAGAUAAAUGUUCAUACAGAGGAACACAAUGUCAUGAGUUAGGUAAUUACAGAGUCAGAAUGUGAACAUAGUCUUCUUCAAGCCACCGCUUCUAAAAGCAGAAAAGAGAGUGUCCAGACACUUGGACCUUAGAAUCUACAUCAAAUCAACAGCAAAUGAUAAAGAAUAUAGUUUAGAAAAAUAAUUUAUCAGAAAACAGAACAGAAGAAUCAUUUUCACAGAAAGGAGGUUAGUAAUUUGUUCUCUUGAUUUUACUAUACUUGUUUAAUAUUUCCUAUUAACUCUUCAUU
Molecule: messenger RNA, 6708 nt
Organism: Lagopus leucura (white-tailed ptarmigan)
Lineage: Eukaryota; Metazoa; Chordata; Aves; Galliformes; Phasianidae
Product: sodium channel protein type 2 subunit alpha-like
Exons: 26
Coding region: 1-6000 (1999 amino acids)
Biological process (GO): membrane depolarization during action potential; sodium ion transmembrane transport; neuronal action potential
Cellular component (GO): plasma membrane; axon; voltage-gated sodium channel complex
Molecular function (GO): voltage-gated sodium channel activity; protein binding
Source: RefSeq, a predicted model, not a curated record